This is a messenger RNA of Ilex paraguariensis (yerba mate), 180 nucleotides long. The record is from the annotation of a GenBank genome assembly. NCBI's taxonomy places the organism in Eukaryota, Viridiplantae, Streptophyta, Magnoliopsida, Aquifoliales, Aquifoliaceae.
AUGCUUUCGAAGGUGACGAUACCGACACAUGACUUAAUGAGUUCAGUGCUUGCCUUGGAAGAUUCAGCAUUAGAUGUUGAUCAGGUUGAUAACCUCAUAAAGUUCUGUCCAACAAAAGAGGAGAUGGAACUGCUUAAGGGCUACAAAGGAGAUAAGGAUAAGUUAGGAAAAUGUGAACAG